This is a messenger RNA of Leptidea sinapis, 859 nucleotides long. RefSeq names its product protein UXT homolog (gene Uxt). The record is from RefSeq and is a predicted model, not a curated record. Gene Ontology annotation, molecular function: transcription corepressor activity. Bases 286 to 732 code for a protein of 148 amino acids. The transcript has a single exon. Gene Ontology annotation, biological process: negative regulation of transcription by RNA polymerase II. Lineage: Eukaryota; Metazoa; Arthropoda; Insecta; Lepidoptera; Pieridae.
AAUGUCAAUAAUUGUCAAGUCAAUCGUCAAAUUUACAUAUUGAUAUUAUUAUUUGUUUACAAAACUCAUACUCAUCAAAAUUCUUAAAACGAUAAAUUGCUGUAGUGUUGUUGUUAAAUAAGUAAUCUAGUGAUCAAAUAUAAACUAGUUCAAGACUUUGAGCUAUUGUUAAAUCGAUUUUUCAGAUUGGAAGUACAAAAUGUGAAAGAUAACUACUUUCAAGGUUGUGUUCAGUAACUAUUGUGGUGUAAUUUUCCUAGAAAGUAUUUAAGAAGAAUUCCGAAGAUGACCACAGAUAGAAUUGAUGAAACAGUUGCUAAGUACGAAAAUUUUAUCAAUGAUGUACUAAAAGAGGACUUACGCUUACUGCACAUAAAAUUGCAACAAGUAAACGCGGAAGUUGCAGAUCUUAUUCAGCAAAAACAUACACUAAAAGUUGUAUGUGAUAAAAAGGUUCACCCUGAUGGUUUUAAAACCCAAGUUAAUAUAGGUUGUAAUUUUUUUAUGGAAGCUGCAGUUCCAGACACCUCUUCUCUUCUUAUGAAUAUAGGAUUAAAUCAUUACUUAGAGUUUAACUUAGAGGAAGCAAAUAAAUACUUGGAUGUAAGAAUAAAAGCUUUUGAGAAAGCAUCAGAAGAAAUUUGUAAUAAAGCUGCAGAGACAAAGGCACAUAUAAAAUUAAUGUUGUUCGGUAUAAAUGAGCUUCAAAAUAAAAAAGAAGGUACAGCAUAGAGGUGAUGCUCAAAUAUAUAUUUUUCUAGAUACAAGUUUCAAAUUUGAUUAGGUGUAUUCCUUUCCUAUAUUUCUCUAACUCAAUUUUUGUAUUAUAACCUAUUUUGAAUAAAUUAAUGUGCACUAA